GUCGCCGAUCUACAUGAGAAGAUCUCUUGGGAAGAAUUGACAAGGCUAUGGAAGAAGCGGUUCAUCGUGGACGACGCCCCGAUGCUCGCCAUCAACCGCCUCUUCGCCAUGUCUCAAGGCAACACACCAACACGUCACUGGCUCACAGAAUGGCAAAAGAUCGUGGCCACGGCCGAUCUCGAGUUGCCAUUUUCGCAUCUGCGCCGGGAGUUAUACAAUCAGUCAUGUGCCGCUUUGAGCCUUGCACUUGGUGAUCACGAGCAAUACACAACCUUCGCCGAAAUCAUCGACAAGGCAAGGGAGAUCAUCAAGACCAACAGGGCGGCUGCACACGAGAAGUCAGCAUGGCAGCCAACCUAUGUGGAGAAAGGAAAAUUUGGUCCGCGUCCGCAGCAUGUUGCUGCAGUCCAACCGGACAACAUUGUGGAAGACUCGGCAGCCACCCAAGCAUCACGUGAGGGAGAUCAGGUGGCCGCCGUCCAGCCGCGAAGCAACAACUCCCGUAACAAAGGGAAGGCGAAAACAGCAUCGCCGACAGGAAAUGGACAGCCAGCACCAUGGGAUUACUUGCACGCUGCAGUACCAGCUCCGUUGAUGGACGCCGGAGUAGAGGUUGUUAACCUUCGCGACUACCUUGGGAAGAUUGAUCGCGAGUUAAAGACACAACGCUCUUUGCCAUACGGUGCUCCCGUUCUCUUCGUCCGAAAGAAGAACAAGGAUUUGCAGUUGUGCAUCGAUUAUCACAAGCUCAACCCGCAAACCAUCAAGAACGCCGGCCCUCUUUCGCGCAUCGACGACCUCCUCGACCGGCUCGGCGGCGCCAAGUUUUUCUCCAAGCUUGACCUCAAAUCGGGAUAUCACCAACUCGAGAUCCGGCAGGAGGACCGCUACAAGACCGCGUUUAAGACGCGAUAUGGGCAUUUUGAAUGGCUGGUUAUGCCUUUUGGCCUUACGAAUGCCCCAACCACAUUCCAAGCGGCCAUGACAACGGAGCUCCGACACAUGCUGGAUAGAUUCGUAGUCAUCUGCCUCGACAAUAUCUUGGUGUAUAGUCGGAGUUUGGACGAGCAUGUGGAGCACCUGCGCACCGUUUUGGAGCGGCUACGACAAGCCAAGUACAAAGUCAACCGCGACAAAUGCGAAUUUGGACGACAAGAGUUGGAGUACUUGGGGCAUUAUGUGAUGCCGCAAGGCAACCGUCCGCUCGCGGACAAGAUUGAGGCCAUCCGCGUAUGGCCCGAGCCGACCAACACCAUGGACGUUCGCUCAUUCAUGGGGUUGGCGGGGUACUAUCAACGCUUCAUCACCGGGUACUCAAGGAUUGCCGCACCUAUGACGAGAUUACAAUCGCCAAAGGCGCCAUUCGUAUUCGAUGACGACGCCCGCCGGUCAUCCAUGCUCAUGGCACCCGUUCUUAGCAUCUAUGACCCCACCCUGCCAACGAGAGUGACAACUGACGCUUCUGGCUAUGGCAUUGGGGCAGUCUUGGAACAACACGACGGCGACGACUGGCACCUCGUGGAGUAUUUCAGCCACAAAGUGCCUCCCAUGAAUUCACUUGAUGAUGCAAGGAAGAAGGAGCUGCUUGCAUUCGUGAUGGCUCUCAAGCGAUGGCGGCACUUCCUCCUUGGGCGUCGUAGGUUCACAUGGGUCACGGACAACAACCCGUUGACCUACCACAAGACGCAGGUUACGGUGAGCAGCACGAUCGGACGAUGGAUGCACUUCAUCGACCAAUUUGACUUCACACUGAAACAUCUCGCCGGCCUCUCCAAUCGCGCAACAGAUGCACUCUCGCGAAGACCCGAUCUUCGCGCUAUGACACAUCAUGCCUUCGCGUUCGACGAGGAACUCCAGCGACAUUUCAUUAGGGGCUAUGAGUCCGAUCCGGAUUUCGCCACAUUGUAUGUGCAACUAUCUUCGGAUCACCCGCCGGCCAGCCACUAUCGCAUCGUCGACGGGUACUUGCUCCUCCACUCGCAAGGCAAGGACUUAUUGUCCGACAUAGAUGCCGCUUGCUCUCCCGCUUCCAUCCGGAAGUACAGGGAAUUGCUGGCUCAAGCCCGCGCGAACAUGCAAAAGGCUCAAGUCCGCAUGCAGCAGCAUGCCAAUAGGCGUCGCGUGCCAUGUCCCAUCCGCUCCGGUGAUCUGGUUUGGGUCUCCGCGGAAGAGUUUGCACUCGAGCAGGAUGUUUCGUGCAAACUACUCCCCAAGUGGUUUGGACCAUGGGCCGUAACAUCAGCCGCGGGCGAUGAGCCCGAUGGCCCCUCAUUUGUGAUCAACAUCCCCCCGCAUCUGACGGUCCAUCUAGUCUUUCACGCCUCAAAGCUGGCAACAUAUACACCAGCUAAGAGCGACGACUUCCUGGGCCGACGAUCGCAAGACCCUCCAUCUAUGGAUGGUCAUCAGGAAGUUGACCGCGUCAUCACGGAUCACAAGUACGGCAGCAAGCCUCGACAGUACAAAGUUACCUUCAAAGCAUGUGAUCCCGACGACACUCAAUGGAUUUCAGGAGCAGAUUUGAAAGUGGGCGAGACAUUGGGGUCUGCUGUAGUCUGGGCAGAUGCAGCGGCAGCAGCUGCAGAGGAUGCUGCAGCUGCUGCUGCAGCUGCUGCUGGAGGAGCAGUUGUCAGAAAUCUCAAAGAUGGCAGGCCUGCUGCAACCCAAGAUUUGCUGUUGUUUGUUAUUGCAGCUGCAAUCCGGAAACGUCGGAGAGAGAUUAUUGAACGAUGCAGGGGCAUGGACGAGGUGCUCAAGGUGUGCAAUUCUCUGACAGGAACGCUGAACAUUUGGAAUAUCUUGGAUGAUGCACGAGAUCUUGUUCGUAUGGUGGGAAACAGCGUAUGAUUAUCUCCGGCCCACCUGCAAUCUCAAAUUCUGUUGAAGGUAUCCCGUCUCUUUUUCGGUUAGCGAGGCACAUUCUGUACUUCUUUUCCCAAAUUCCUCAAACGUUUAGCUGAGCGUAACAGGUAUGGAUGUCUGUGGUGUAGUUUUCUGCGCAGGCUUGUUGACUAUUUUCAUUUCCUCUUUAUGGAGCUAUCUGUGUCAUGCUGUUGGGAGAGAGUCUGCCACUGGCGCGCUUAGCACUAUAUAGAGGUGGAAGGUGGCUGCAAUGACAUUUUUUUUGUGUGGACGGAUAUGCAGCAGCAAAGAAUAACUGUCUGCAUUCCAGGCUUCCGUUGAAGAACACACUCUCCUCCUUGCCUGCCACUAUUUUGAUGCAAUCAGUGACAUUGCAGAAGGAAAUGGAGAAGAUAAUGGACAAAAUAGCGAAGAUACACAAUGAAUCAGCGGAUUGUGUAUCCAUCCAUUUGUUCUAUGCUUUGAGCAGGCUCAUGGGCACGUGGUUUGUUCAUGGGAGAGCUCACUUUGUGCUUUGAUUUGUAAGCUUGCACUUCUAUCUACCUCCUGUAAGAGCAUAAUGGCGAUGGGAAUUUCCCUCAAGCAUCUUUUUCAGGAUUUCAGCCUCUGUAUAUAUACACCCCCUCUCCUCCCUGGAGGCUGAGCGGGCAAAAUUCCUUUGCAGGCUCGAUCACUUACUGCUUCCUGCUACCCUUCAGUUAGGCAUUCCACAGUAGUCUCUAGCUGCUUGUCCUGCCAACAACAUGAUGGCACAAAGAUAAACAAUGUCGUAAAUAGCUGAGCAGAAAGUGACCAUAGAUCCUGACGAAUCUGAAGUGGAUUGAGAGAGGCUGAACUGAGGCAUAUACAUGUAUAUAUGCAUAUGCAUGUCUAUGCACAUUUAUGAGUAAGGGUAAAUGGUCCAUUAAUGAUGACAUGCUUUGGAAUGUCGUGGUGGCAAUUAGGUGAAAAAGGAACCCUAUACUACUAAAUGAAGCUGUGAAGGUGUGCCUUUCAUGUUGGAAGGAGUAUCCUGCUGAAGUAUGAUUUCUCCAUGGUUUUUAAAACACGGUGUGGCAAGCAAGUCCUGUGUUAACUGUGUUAGCUCUGUUGGUAUUCUGCACCGCAGCAUCUGCCCACGCUCAGAGCUGAUGUGGCACUGUCAUUAAAGUUUAAAAAGUGAGGAGAUUUAAGAAGUCCUGAGUGAGGACAUCUUUUGUCUUGGGAAAGGGGAACAAAAUGUCAGUUUCUUC
Molecule: messenger RNA, 4094 nt
Organism: Chara braunii
Lineage: Eukaryota; Viridiplantae; Streptophyta; Charophyceae; Charales; Characeae
Source: the annotation of a GenBank genome assembly